AAGGGGAGAGGGGGGAGGAUCAGGGAUCAGGGCAACAAAAUCCUUUAACCUUAAACUUUUUAGUGCAGACGACAGUAUAAACACAUCGGUGCCGUUUGAAAGGAACAGUCAUCGAAGAAACUUAACAUGGGGUCUUCAUCCGAUUUAGAAAUUGUCAAAGCACACAUUGCCUCGUAUCCUGAUUUUCCAAAAGUUGGAAUCUUAUUCCGUGAUAUGUUUCCAAUCUUCCAAAGUCCGGAAGCACUGGCUGCGUUAGAGAACCUUCUUGUUGAUCAUGUGAAAGGCCUGCAGGGUGUAGAUGCAGUUGUUGCACUGGAAUCAAGAGGUUUUCUUCUAGCUCCUCUUAUUUCAUCGAAAUUGGGGAUUCCUAUGGUACCCAUUCGGAAAAAGGGCAAGCUGCCUGGGAAAAUACGGAAAGUAGACUUUGCUCUCGAGUAUGGAACUGACACGUUUGAAAUGCAAGAAAAUAGUAUCAAGCCAGGACAAAGAGUUGUGGUCAUUGAUGAUCUUCUAGCUACUGGAGGCACAGCAAAGGCUGCCUGUCAGCUCAUUAGGGAUUUUAGUGGAGAUGUUGUAGAGUUGCUGGUCUUAAUGGAAUUGAAGGACUUACAAGGACGUAACAAUGUGCAGUGCCCUGUACAUUCAAUAGUACAAUUUUGAUGCUUCGCAGCUGUUAUCUGAAAAACAUUCCCUUACAUUCCACUGUCAACAUUACUGCAUUUGAAGCUUGAGAUUAAAGCAUACGAAGAGGCUGUGAGACACUUUUGAUAAACAAAACUAUGUUUUUUUAAUUUGAUACAUUCCAUUGCUGUGAAUAAAACGUGGUUCUGUAUUUUACAAAA
Frankliniella occidentalis (western flower thrips) is the source of this 842-nucleotide messenger RNA. It is a transcript of the gene Aprt, whose product is annotated as adenine phosphoribosyltransferase. Gene Ontology annotation, molecular function: adenine binding; AMP binding; adenine phosphoribosyltransferase activity. The transcript has 4 exons. The record is from RefSeq and is a predicted model, not a curated record. NCBI's taxonomy places the organism in Eukaryota, Metazoa, Arthropoda, Insecta, Thysanoptera, Thripidae. Gene Ontology annotation, biological process: AMP salvage; adenine salvage. Gene Ontology annotation, cellular component: cytoplasm. The coding region runs from base 127 to 660 and encodes 177 amino acids.